AUGACCACGUGGGACUUCCACCUCAACCUCUUCGACAGACUCGAGAAGAAGUUCACCAUCGAAGAUGUGUUAGCAAGGUGGGGCAACUUGCUAGGGGCAAACUCUGAGCGACCACCGGGUAGCUUACCUAGUAACACUGAAAAUAAUCCAAGGGAGCAUUUGAAAGCCAUCACUCUCAGGAGCGGGAAGCAGGUUGAAGCACGAGCCGAGGAGGGCUCAAGCACUAAACAUAAUGGGGUAGCCGCACGGGAAGACCCUAAGCCAUCUGAGAGUGAACUUGAAGGGGUAAAGGAAAAACAAGAUGAAGGAACCAUUCAACUACCAACACCAAGGAUACCCGAGUACAAGCCGGUGAUCCCCUAUCCGGCUAGGCUGAGGCAAGAUAAGGACGAGGCUCAAUUCAAGAAAUUCCUCAAUGUAUUCAAGCAGUUGCACAUAAAUAUCCCUCUUGUUGAAGCGUUAACUCAGAUGCCCAAGUAUGCAAAGUUUAUGAAAGACCUGCUGACUAAUAAGAGAAAAUUUGAGGAAUUAGAAACAGUUGCACUACCACAGAACUGCUCUGCAAUGAUUCAGAGGAAGCUCCCUGAGAAAUUGAACAAUUCUCGGAGUUUCAUUAUUCCAUGGGUGAUUGGGGAAGGCAUGCAAGAAAAAGCCUUAGCAGACUCUGGGGCUAGCAUCAAUGUAAUGCCUUACAAGCUGUUUUUAAAAUUGGUAUUAGAAGACAUGAGGCCCACAAGGAUGAUGAUACAACUUGCAGAUCGUUCUAUCAAGAAGCCCCGCGGUGUUGUUGAGGAUGUGCUAGUUAGAGUAGACAAGCUCAUUAUCCCUGUGGAUUUCAUUAUUCUUGAUGUGGAUGAUGAUGUUGAAGUCCCAUUGAUCCUCGGGCGACCGUUUCUUAACACCGCCGGUGCCCCUCAUUGA
This is a messenger RNA of Dioscorea cayenensis subsp. rotundata (Guinea yam), 921 nucleotides long. RefSeq lists its product as uncharacterized. Lineage: Eukaryota; Viridiplantae; Streptophyta; Magnoliopsida; Dioscoreales; Dioscoreaceae. The transcript has 2 exons. The coding region runs from base 1 to 921 and encodes 306 amino acids. The record is from RefSeq and is a predicted model, not a curated record.